AUGCCCACAAAACGCGUCGCUUUGAAGCGACCGGCUGAGGCGCCUCUUCACCGCUCCGACGCCGACGCGCCGUCAUCGACACAGCACACCCCUGGCACUGCUGUUGCCAGUGCCAGCGCCACCCUGACUGCGACAGCAGCGGAGGCGGCGGCGCCGAAGGUGAUCAUGUCGAAGGCGCAGCGGCGCAAGCUGAAGAAGCCGCCGGUGGUGGUGACGACUGAGAUGAAGGAGCGGGCGCGGGAGGAGACUCGGGAGCUGCGCAAGCACCUCCGCAUUCUAAAGUCCAACGGUGCCAGGCGGAAGGUGGCGAAGCUCCGUGAGAAGCGCCCGCGCGAGCACAACAUCAAUGAGGAAGCUGUCAACGCCUUCGACACGGACUUCCGCCCGCAUAAGAAGGGACGCCGCCUUGAGUGA
Leishmania mexicana MHOM/GT/2001/U1103 is the source of this 414-nucleotide messenger RNA. RefSeq lists its product as hypothetical. Lineage: Eukaryota; Euglenozoa; Kinetoplastea; Trypanosomatida; Trypanosomatidae. The record is from RefSeq and is a predicted model, not a curated record. The transcript has a single exon. The coding region runs from base 1 to 414 and encodes 137 amino acids.